UAAUUAAUGGGAAUCUCUCGCCUGUGUGGAUCGAGGCGCUGGGACGAAUGCCCUAGGUCUUCAGCUGGAGAGAAUCCGCGAUGCCGCGAGGUUUUCUAGGGUUUUGGCGGGGAGGAACGAGGCAGAGGAUUUGCUAGCGGCGGCACGCCAUGGGGGAAGCGGCGGAGGCGCAGCGCAAGCUCUUGGAGGCGCUUGGCGACCGCUGCCUGUCGCAGAGCCUGCGGGAUCCUGGAGUCCAGCAAGGGUUGGAUCAGCUUGCCACGGCUUUGGAGGCGGUUAACCGAAACGGCGAUGGAGAUUCCGGCAUUGCGCAGUGGAGCAGCCAGCAGCUGGAGCAGCUCCUGGGAAUUCUCAGCGCUGUCGUUGCCUCGUCCUGGGAUCUAGCAUCAGAGGAAGGACAGUAUUCUUCUCUACAGCGGAUUUUUUUCCUCACUGCGGAGCUCUGCAUUCAAAGUCUCGAAACUCCUUCGUUUCGAUCGGAUGAGGCGAUGCAGCAAAAGCUCUUGCAGCUCUUGGAGGCUGUGACUUUGGAUGGAAAAGCUGAGAGGCUACCGCAUUUUUCUUCGGCUGGAGUUCCACCGGAUCUUAUGAUCAGUUUGCUGGUGUCUGUAAAUAAGGACGAUAGCCAUCACGGUGAUCGGGAUGUACAUAUCAACCAAGACGAAGGCACCGGGUGGUCUCAAAACAUCUUGGCCGUUUUAUCUAAUGACCAGCUUGUCCGUGACAGUUUGAGGAGUGGAAGUGAGAUAGACAAGGAGCUACUAAGCAGGCGGGGGCAGAACUUAGUAGAUGUCACGCAGCAGCAUUCGAUCGUCAGCUUGGGUUGUUUCCAGCGUCUUUCGGCACUGUGCACAGGUCUGGUUGUAGAUUUAGACGGGGACGGGCUAUCUUUUGCUACGGAGGUUUUGAGCUUUCUGGGGAACUUGGCAAGGCUCUCACGACACCGGGCUUCUGUUCAAGGGACUGUUACAGAGGUGGUUAGAUUAGCAUCCGCUCUGCGGGACAUACUAAAGAGCAGCACCAGGGAUAAACGGGUUUUUGAAGUCGACGACGUUCAGGAAGGGGCUACGUCCUUGCCUUUGCUGAUGGACGCGUUACUGGUUUUCUGCGAGAGUUUUUUCCCGGAUCUUGUUAUAUCUCAGAACGUGAGGACCUUUCUGGCAGCGUCCAUUCUCGAGGAAAUGAACGGAGUGAAACUACGACAGGACACAGAUUGUACGCCGCAGCUCGUGAGCUACGUCUUGCGGCUGUUGCAAGCUGACCAGUUUCAUGUUUCGGAAGGGCGGUAUGGGAGAAAAGUGCCAGCGGAGGAGCUGGUAGGCUCGAUAGAGUUUAGAUCACAGGACUUCAAACUGAAUCAAGCAAGAAGCAGGUCGGAACAUCUGGAGACCAUCUUUCCAUCGAGUGGCGAGUGGCUUAACGACCUCUUUGCAGCAGCAGCUAUUCUUCAAAUCCAAGGUGUGAAGUUGAAGCCCGUCCUGGAGAUGCCUUCGUCGAUCCACAGUGAGGAGGACUCGGCAACCGUUUCCAUGGAUUCCUUGACUGUGGCAAGUGAAGACGAUGCUCUGUUUGGGGAUUUGUUUUCAGAGUCAGGAAGGCAUUCGGUGAACUCGGAAGAGACAGUGCAGACUGCUCCAGCUCCCAGGAAAGCUGACGGAAUGCAUAACGCUCUUCUCCAGGCGUCAUCUCACCUUUUGUGCUUCAUAAGGGACUUUAUACUCUCCUCGGAAUGGCACAAGCCUACGUUCGAGGUGGUUCGGGCUCAUCUAUCAACUUGUCAUCUUGAUGAGUUAUUGGAGAUACAUCGAUCUCACACUGGAAAGCAGGCUCGGGUAGACGACCAGGAACUAGAAGGCAGUCUAGACUUGCUGGCAGAGCUUCAGAAAUGCUCCUUUGACGUGCUGAUUACUCUGGUUGAUAGAGGAGUUCUGUCGGAGGGAUUGCAAACGCAUCUUUUCCAUCAGAUGGCUAAAGAAGGAGACUCGCCCGGGGGUUUGUCUGGAAACGUGCUGGUACUGAUGGCAAAGGUACUCAUAAACCGGUUCUGUCAAGGUGUUACGUCGUCAAAUGAUCCUCUGGUACAUGAUCUUUGGAGAUCGUUCGUGGAUUCGAUUGUCGACAACGUGAAGAACAUCAAGGCUUUUGAAGGGGACUUGGACAAGGCCACGGCAGUACUUCCCUCCUGGUUUCACAUGGAAGUGUUGUUUAUGGCGUUCCACUCUUUGGAUUCUCCAAAUCGGCUGGCUAUAGUGAACCUUUUAUCAUCAGCACUGGCAACGUGCGACAACGAAAAGAAAGCUGCCGGUGCUUCCUUGGCUCCUUGGGCUCUUCUGACUUCGAGACUGGUUCUGGCUGCGAAGUAUCUUAUCUUCCACUUCAGCAGCUUUCCGAAGUGGCUGGUUUCGGACCUGUCGAAGCAGAUGUGGUUUCAAAAGUCAUCCAAGCUUCCCAUCCAGGAGGGUCUUUUCCCAUCUUGGGCUGCCAUUUUUGCUCGGAGGCCGGUCCAUCAUAUGAUCGACGAGCGCUGCAUUUCACAUCUGUUUGACGUGAGCUGUCCAGCUGGGGGGAAUCUGGUGAUUAGCAGUGACGUUGAAGGCCUACACUCGCAUCUUUCUAGUCUGCUUGAAGCUUGGACGGGGAGGUUUAUCACAAACGUGGACGAGCUGUUACUGGAGAGAUACUUGUUCAUGCUAUGCUGGAGCAUUCUGCAAGGCUCCAGUUUUGCGACGGUCCAUCCUUGGAAUUCUGAUACAUCUACUGGCUUGGAGUUUUUCUUCAAGGUGGCUAAGAGCGUCUCUGCCGGUUUCCAGCAGCAGUCAUCGGAUGGUGUGGGGCAGUGGGCGGAGUUUUUUCUACAGUCCUUUAAAUCCUUGGAAGUGUCUAUGCAUGGAGGCUCUAUCAAGUUGACGUCAUGGGAUUUAUUGAGGCAAGGGGCGACACUGGCCUUGCUUUAUCUUCCGCUUCAACGUAGUCCCCCAGAUAUGCUUUUUCACCAUGUUCUGCGUUAUAUUGUGGAAAACGGGCAACUAGAGCAACUCCUCCAAAGUUUGUCAUCCAUCGUGGGCUGGUACGUGAAAGCUGCCGACUACUGCCUUUCACAAAUUUUACUGGAGCAGUUUGGCUCUGAAGACAUUGUAUCUUUCAUCGGUCUAGUUUUGCGGACGAACUUUCCCAAGGACAGGCGGUAUGAUAUGUUGGACAAGGCUGGUGGUAGCUCGAGUGUCUUGAGGUCACUUCUACGGUGGGAAUCGUCUAGAACGUGGACAGACGAGCUCUCGAGCGUUGUGAAGAAAGCAGGGGCCUGGGAAAAGGAUGGGGCACUUUCUCCCGUUGUUCUGCAUGGCUUUCCUCUUUGUUCGUAUCAAGGGGAUGCAGCUCUAGUUUCUUGCAUGCUCACUUUGGAGGGGUUACUGCAAACUAUCGAGAACGUUUUGGACACCGACGGUGUAAAGUUGAGCAGCUCCCAGGUUGACGGGCUCCUAAAGACGAUCAUGCCGGUAAAAGUGAACUGCGCGUUCGAUAGACUUGAGAUUUUCUGCACCAACAUCUUAUUUGCGGUGAACUUACCGGAAGACCACGUUCAGCUAUAUGCUGAUGUCUACACGUUGAAGCAUGUAGAGUGGAUUCUCAAGAUCUUGUGUACGAGCAAGCACGUACCGGAGCCUCUGCGUGAAGGAAUAGUCUGCCAAGUUCUGGAAGUGACAAACACAAUAAGAACUGAUGCCCGGAGAAGCAGAGCCUUCAGCGUUCAGUUUGGUGCUUCGGACAGCCAGGAGGGGGUGAGGACUUUUGUGGAGCAAGGAAACCUGUCUUCGUACGUGGACGUUCUGGAUGGCUGCUCCAACGAGACCGUGAACAUGCAGAUGCUCCGGUUUCUUGUGGAUUUGCUAGAGAAGCCGAGCAGUUUCCAGCUUAGGUGUAGAAGCAACUUACAGGAGAAACUGCUGGCCAUGGAAAGGGAUAGACUUGGAACCUGGUUAGAACAACGGAUUUCAGGGUGUAAAAUCGGGGACAAGGAAGCCGUUCCGUCUUCACCCGUGAGAGAGCUGGCUGUUCGUUUCGUUCAGAACAUCAUCGCUUCCGAAGCGAAGGAGCUUAAAGCUCAUAUCCUUGAGGCGAUGCUCACGACCUUGGAGCGAGCAUUUACUUUCUAUGGAGCUGAGAUGGCGAGAUCUUACCUCAUGGCGAUCGUGCAGUUGGCAAGUGGAGAACCGUUGCUUAAAGAUGUGUCAAGGGCUGUGGUUGACGUGCUAUCAAAAGUUCCUGCUGAUGGCGAUCAUCUCGAGGGCCUGCAGUGGCUACUGGCGUUCUUGAAUUCCGUGCUGAUGGCAUGCGGUGCACGGAAAGUAUUAUUCUCGAGGAGUAAGCACCCUUCUUCUCAAGGCACAUCCUCUGGAAAGGCUAAAGUUCCUCGCGGCUCUUCCGAUCAAUCUCUUCAGGUGACAGAGGGGGGAAAUGCCGACUGUGAUGCUACCUCUGCCGACGAAGACGAUGACGAGGGGACAUCUGAUGGUGAGCUAACAAGCCUGGAUCGAGAGCACGACGAGGACGGCAUCAACACUGAGAGGCUUCUCGCUUCUAGAGUUUGCACCUUCACAUCAAGUGGGAGCAAUUUUAUGGAGCAGCACUGGUACUUCUGCUACACUUGCGACUUGACAGUGUCCAAGGGAUGCUGCUCAGUAUGUGCAAAGGUGUGUCAUCGUGGUCACAAGGUGGUUUACUCGCGGUUGAGCAGGUUCUUUUGUGACUGUGGUGCUGGAGGUGUUAAAGUGACCAACUGCCAGUGCCUGAAGCCACGGAAGUAUACAGUAUCUCCAAUGCCGUCUGCAAAGCUUGUCAGUAGUACGCCGGAGCAGCAACUUUUUCCGAUUCACGAGAGGUUGCAACUUUCUGACAGCGACUCAGAGACAGAGUCGGAUGACAACAGAGAGAACCAGGAAUUCUUUCAGCUCUCCGUCUCCGAGCGCGACGAGAAGGACAUUCUUCUUUUGCUUUCAAACCUUGAUUUGGAAGGCCAGCUUCUCGAGCUUUGUAGAAGGCUUUUGAGCUCCUUCAGCCAUGGUUUCCAGGCCGCUGGAAAUGACGAGAUACAGCUCGGUCAAGAGAAAGUACUACAACUGAAGAAUGAUAUUUUCCAGCUGAAGCGAGCCUACAAAAGCGGUUCUCUUGACAUGAAAAUCAAGGUGGACUAUCCGAACUCUCGAGAAUUAAGAUCUCACUUACUGAACGGAUCCCUUUCGAAGUCGCUUCUUACGAUAAGUAGCAGAGGAAGGCUUGCAGCUGGAGAGGGUGACAAAGUGACGCUGUUCGACGUUGGACAGCUUAUCGGUCAGCCUACUGCUACUCCGGUGAUAGUGGACAAGACGACCGUGAAGCCGCUAUCUAAAAACUCUGUGCGCUUCGAAGUGGUGCAGCUCGUAUUCAACCCGGCUAACGAGAGCUACCUCGCAGUUGCUGGCUACGAGGAUUGCCUCGUCUUUACGGUGAGUCCAAGGGGAGAAGUGACGGACAGGCUUGCUCUCGAACUCGCUCUACAAGAUGCUUAUAUCCGUCGGGUGACUUGGCUGGUCGGAUCACAGGUGGAGUUAAUGGUGGUCACCAACAAGUUUGUGAAGAUUUACGACCUGUCGCAGGACAAGAUCAGUCCGAUGCAUUAUUUCACUGUGCUCGAGGACGAGAUUGUUGAUGCCACACUUGGUGCUGUUAGUCACGGGCAGAUUUUGGUUCUGGUUCUGUCACAGCAAGGCGCGCUUUACACCCAACGUAUCUCCAAAGGAAGUGACUCUGGAGCUCGUAUAUUGACGGACGUGGUUCAGAUUCCAAAACAGGGCCGACCGGUAAAAGGUGUCUCCGUCCACUAUUCCUCGUCUCUGAAGCUCCUGUUCGCCUCCUUCAGCGAUGGCUCCACUCUGCUUGGACGCCUGAAUGCUGAUGCAACUGCUUUGUCCGAAGUUUCCAGUGUUAUCGAGACCGAUCAGGAUAACAAGAGCAAGACCGCUUGUCUUCAUCACUGGAAGGAAGUCUUUGACGGCAGCGGCUUGUUUUCCUGCCUGUCCAGCCAGAAGAGUAACUCGGCUUCAGUUGUUCAUGUUCGAACGAAUAGCCUGGAGGGACAGCAUUUGCGAGUGGCAGGAUCUUUGAGAGUGGACGGUAUUUCUUCGUAUAGGUCCAUGGCAAAGGAGCGAAGUCACGUUCUGCUUCUGUACGACGACGGUAGCAUGCAUGUGUUUCAACAUGUUUCUUCCAGUGCUGAGACAACAAUGAAAAAGCUGGGUGCUGCCAUCCUCAGUACCCGGUCCGUGAGUCCUGCGGUAUUUCCUUUGGACUUUUUUGAGAAGACAACUUGCAUCACUUCGGACAUCAAAAUCGGUGGUGAUGUCCUCCGGAACGAUGAUGCCGAGAGUGUGAAGAGGAACUUGGCUUCGGAUGAUGGUUUUCUGGAGAGUCCUUCAGCGAGUGGUUUUAAGAUACUCGUGUUCAACUCAAACGUUGAAAUGGUGAUGGUUGGCUGCCGUAUCCAUGUCGGCAACACAUCUGCUAGCCAUAUUCCGUCGGAAGUGAAACUUUUUCAGAGGGUGAUACGGCUAGAAGAAGGUGUUCGGUCUUGGUACGACAUACCGUUUACAAGCUCGGAGUCUUUGACAGCAGACGAGGAGUUUGCUUUGACAGUUGGGCCAACAUUCAAUUCUACGUCAUUGCCUAGAAUUGACAGCUUGGAAGUUUAUGCGAGGUCCAAAGAAGAUUUCGGAUGGAAGGAAAAGCUAGAUGCUGUUCUAGACUUGGAAAAUCAAGGCCAGGGCGCAGCUUCUCAGAGCAAUGCUUUGAAGACAAGGAAACUACAGACCGCUUCAACACUUGAUAAGGUUUUCUACGAGGUUUUCAAAGCCCUGUCAGGUCUCUAUUCUCUCCAUCGGCUGAACCCGGACUCCGAACUGAACCUGGAAAACUGCAAAGGGAAGUGCAUGCCUGUUCUGGAAGUUGUAUUUGCAAGUGACAGACAGUCUCUGUUACUCUCGGCUGGCAGACAUGUAUUGCGAGCUUUAUCUUUGAGCAAGGAUGCGUACUAUCAGGCGAAAGAUAUGAUGUCUUUGUCCGGUGUCGCCCGUUCGUGUCCUCUUCUUGCUUCUAAGCUUUCCUUGGGUGGCAUUCGUUUGUCAUGGAUGGUGCAAGAAUUUACAAACCAGGUUCGGACGGUCUGUAAAAUCUCACUUCAUCGCCCGUCGAAUUUGGCUUUGUAUUUGGAACGAAAUGGCUCUUCACUCGUUGAAAACCUUGUCGGUGUUUUGUGGGAGAUUCUUGUCCUCUCCGACCAAUUGGAUGCACAAACAAUCAAUGACUUGGUGGUGCUUAUCGUGGACCUUAUCUAUGGCUAUGCUGAAUGUCUCUCGGCGCAUCUAUCUGUUUCGUCUGUCUCUCCAGCGGUCAACCUUCUUGAGAAGCUACUUUUCGCUCCCCAGGACGCUGUUCGCUCCUCGAGCAGCCUGGCAGUCUCCUCCAGGCUUUUGCAAGUGCCCCUGCCAAAGCAAACCAUGCUACUGAUGGAUGAUGGUGCGGAGAACUCUCGUGCGGGGUCGUUGCACUCGGACAGCGGAACCUCAACAGUUGCUUCCGGUCAAGUGAUGCUAGAAGAAGAUCCCGGCACUGCCUCAGUACAGUACUGCUGUGACGGUUGCUCUACGGUUCCAAUACAGAGACGGCGCUGGCACUGUACUGUCUGCCCGGAUUUCGACCUCUGUGAAGCUUGCUUUGAGGUUAUGGAUGGUGAUCAGCUUCCUCCUCCUCAUACACGCGAUCAUCCGAUGACUGCCAUUGCCAUUGAAGCUGACACAACUGGGAAUAGUCACGAGAUACCGUUUAACUCCAUCGAUGAUUUGAGUGAAGAAAGUCUGCUCCAGAUGGCUACGGAGCUAAGCCUGCAAUCGACGGCUGCUUCCCUCGGUUCUACCAUGGAGGCGACUGAAAGCUGCGAAUUUCCCGAAAAUGUGCCGGAGGUGAAAGCUGGCUCUUUCUCUGCAUCGAAAACGCUGGUGAACUCCUUGCUCCUGAGCGGACUGCUUGAAAACCUCCGAGGAUGGACAAAGAGCACAACGGGAACGAUGGCCAUUCCCAUUAUGCAGCUCUUUUACAGGUUGACGACUGCACCAUCGAGCCCGCUAUUCGACGCAUCUGGAGCUGUAUAUUUCGACAAAGUUGUCAAGGUGAUGCUGGACGAGCUGGACGUGGCAAAUCCGUUUUCAGUCAAGCAGCGGUCUGGUUUCGGAGAAGUCGUGAUACUUAUUUUCAUGUUAUUCACUCUACUUCUUCGGCACUGGCAUCAACCUGGCUCUAUACAUGGCCAACCGAGGGAGGGAGAUGGAACAACAGAUGCAGAGCUUCAGUACGAUCGCGUCUGUGCUUCCCUUCGGCAGCAGUCCCUCGUCAACUUUCUCCUGAACAUCACUCAGCAACUGGUUCACGUCUUCAAGAGCUCGUCUCGAGGACAGGACUCAAGCGCUUCGUCUACAAAUGCUCCCUGUGGUGCUUUGCUCACGGUUAGGCGGGAGUUUGCGGCCGGGAGUUUUACGCCGUUCUUCUCAGAUUCGUACGCAAAGAGCCACAAAGGGGACCUGUUUGUGGAAUUCUACAAGCUCAUGCUGGAGAGUGUUUUCCGGCUGACGUACAGCCUCGUACGGCCAGGCAAGUCGGAAAAGCUUAGUGACAAAGAGCAGUCGUCAUCCAAAGGAUGUCCUGGUUCCGAGCUGAAGCUAGACGGCUGGCAAGAAGUUCUUUGCAGCUACAUCAACAGUCCCCAUACGACUUUCAUCAGAAAAUAUGCUCGUCGGCUGCUCUUGCACAUGUGUGGAUCCAAGAGUCACUACUACAACGUCAGAGAUGCCUGGCAGCUCAACAGGGAGGUGAAGAAGCUCUACAAGCUGGUGCAGAAGUCCGGGGGUUUUCAUGUGACCGUUCCUUACGAGAGGAGUGUCAAGGUACUCAAAUGUCUCUCACUGAUUCGGGAGGUAGCUGCUGCAAGGCCUCGCAACUGGCAAAAGUACUGCUCGAGGCAUUCCGACGUGAUACCAUUCCUGCUGAACGGAUCGUUUUGCUUUGGAGAGGAGCUGGUUGUUCAAACGUUAAAACUGUUGGCGCUAGCUUUCUACUCGGGGAAGGACCUGCUAUCUUCGAAAAAGGACGCUACUGAGACGGCAGCCAAGGGAGGGAGUGAAGGGAAGAAGGACAAGAAAGGUGGCAGUGACGAUGCGAGUUUGGGAGCUGACAAAGGCUAUCUGGACAUGAAGCAGGCUGUGGAGCAGCUCGUCGGGGAAGAUGGCAGGAAUUUGAAAAACUUCCUGGAUGCUUUCUUGCUCGAGUGGAAUGCAGCAUCCAUUCGCUCGGAGGCCAAGACGGUUUUGUCUGGUGCAUGGUAUCAUGGAGAAGAGGCAUUCAGGGUGCUCUUGGUGACGCUGCUCUUGGAAAGGAUUCCUAUGCUGCCAGCAUAUGGUCAGAACGUCCAGGAGUUCACUGAGCUGCUGUCUUGGCUUCUGAAGAAGGGAACUCAGGAGAUAGCACUGAGCAACCCAGAAAGCGUGCUGGUUCAAGGGUGUCUGACGGGAAACACCAUCAUGAAGAUUUUCGAGACCUUACGCUUGCAAAACGAGCUCCUUGCGAAUCACCCGAACUCUCGGAUUUACAGCACUUUGGUUAGCCUUGUGGAGUUCGACGGCUACUAUCUGGAGAGCGAGCCUUGCCUGGCCUGCAACAGUCCGGAAAUUCCAUACAACCGGAUGAAGCUGGAGACAAUCAAGGCAGAGACCAAGUACACUGACAACAGCAUUCUGGUGAAGUGCAUUGGCAGCCACACCAUUCAGAGCGUCACCAUGAACGUCCACGAGCCGAGACGAUCCAAGUCUAUCAAAGUCCUAAAUCUCUACUACAACAACAGGGUGGUAGCAGAUCUUUCGGAGCUAAAGAACAACCGGUCUCUGUGGAAGCGAGCGAGAAGCUGCCAGCUGAACUUUGGCCAGACGGAGCUGAAGGUGGAGUUUCCUAUACCGAUCACAGCUUGCAACUUCAUGAUCGAGCUCGACUGUUUCUAUGAGAACCUGCAAGCAGCAUCGGUCGAAUCUCUUCAGUGUCCGCGAUGUAGCAGGGUCGUCACCGACAAGCAUGGAAUUUGCAGUAACUGCCAUGAGAACGCGUACCAAUGCCGUCAAUGCCGAAACAUCAACUACGAGAACUUGGAUUCUUUCCUCUGCAACGAAUGUGGCUACAGCAAGUAUGGCCGCUUCGAGUUCAACUUUAUGGCAAAGCCGAGCUACACGUUCGACCGCAUGGAGAAUGACGAGGACAUGAAGAAAGGGCUGGCAGCAAUCGAGGCAGAGUCUGAGAAUGCUCACAAGAGAUACCAACAGCUUCUGGGAUACAAGAAGCCUUUGCUGAAGCUUGUUUCGAGUAUAGGAGAGUCAGACGCGGAUUCACAACAGAAGGACACUGUUCAGCAAAUGGUGGCGCUUCCGUCUUCGUUUAAGAUCAACAGAAAGAUCGCGAUUCUGGGAGUUUUAUACGGCGAGAAGUGCAAGAUGGCUUUCGAUUCCGUCAGUAAAAGCGUUCAGACGUUACAGGGUCUUCGAAGGGUGCUGAUGUCUUACCUGGAAAGGAAGAGAAGUCCAGGAUCUUUUCAUCUGGCGAACAUCAUCAUGGCACAGCGGCAUCCAAACCGUUGCUUUGGCUGUGCGAACACUUUCGUCGGCCACUGCUUGGAGUGGCUACAGAUACUUGCGAGGAUUCCAUACUGCAGACAACAGCUUGUCGCUGCUGGCAUCCUUUCGGAGCUGUUCGAGAACAAUAUUCAUCAGGGGCCAAAGUCUGCUCGGAUUCAAGCGCGGACGGUUUUGUCGGCAUUCACAGAAGGCGACUUAAAUGCCGUCGGCGAGCUCAAUAGCCUGAUCAAGCAGAAGGUGAUAUACUGUCUGGAGCAUCACCGGUCGAUGGAUAUUGCCGCGUGCGUCCGUGAUGAGAUGCAACUCCUUUCAGAAACAUGCUCUCUCGGUGAUGACUUUUGGGAGGCACGGCUGCGAGUCGCAUUUCAGCUGCUGUUCCGGUCGAUCCAGGUUGGAGCGCGGCAUCCAGUUAUUGCCGAGCACAUCAUUCUUCCAGCUUUGAGAAUUAUUUCUCAGGCAUGCACUCCUCCAAAGACUGACAUUCCUCAGGCUACUGAACCUGGAGGGUUCUCGGUGAAAUCUGUUGGUUCUUUCGUGAAGACGGCUGCAAUACUUCAGGAGACACCGGUUACCAGGCCUGCCAAGGAAAACGUAGAGAAAGACAAAGAGCUGGAGAACACGCCGAAGGCCCAGGAUUUACUACUAGUAAACUACCUGGAGUGGAAGAAUGGUGCGACGUAUGUUGAUUUUGUGAGACGACUGACCAUAUCUCAGAACGUCAAGCCCGCUCAAAAAUCUCGAAAAGACUCGAGAAAAUCUGAUGCCUUGGCUCUUAAAUAUAUCCUACGAUGGAAGCGAAAAGCUUGCAAAGUUUCUCUUACCGAGGACCUCAAGUGCUUUGAAGAUAGUAGCUGGGUUCGUGAGCUUGUUCUAAGUGCAUGCUCCCAGCCAAUUCGUCAAGAGAUGUGCGCUUUGAUCGAGGUGCUGUGCUCUCAGAGCGUAGCUCGGAAAUCCAAGUUCCUGGACCUGUUUAUGAACCUGCUGCCUGCUUCGAGAACUGCCGGAGAGAGUGCAGCGGAAUACUUUGAUCUGCUGUUCAAAAUGAUCGAGGAUGAAGAUGCGCGCUUAUAUCUUACAGUUCGUGGCUUUCUGCGGACCGCUUGCAGUCUUAUCAGUGAAGAGGUAGUCCGGGUAGAAGCCCAGGAGCGAAGCUUCCAUACGGACAUCUCACAGGGCUAUACUCUACACAAACUUAUCGAGCUACUGAACAAAUUCCUGCAAGUUCCGAACGUUAGGAUAAGGUUUAUGAAGGAAGACUUGCUGUCACAAAUUUUGGAAGCUCUUUUGGUGAUCAGAGGUCUGGUUGUUCAAAAGACGAAGCUGAUAAGUGACUGUGGACGGUUACUACGCGAGCUUCUUGACAACCUGCUUCAGGAAAGCGACGACAACAAGAGACAUUUCGUUCGUGCAUGUAUUUCCGGUCUUCAGACUCCUGAUCACGACAGAAAAGAUCGCAGAUGCCUGUUUAUUCUUGAACAACUCUGCAAUAUCAUCUGUCCGGCCAAACCGGAGCCUGCAUAUAUGCUUGUUCUCAACAAAGCUCACACGCAAGAGGAGUUUAUCCGUGGCUCGAUGACGAAGAAUCCCUACUCGAGCUUAGAAGUUGGUCCACUUAUGCGUGACGUGAAGAACAAAAUCUGUCAACAGCUGGAUAUGAUUGCACUUUUGGAGGAUGACUACGGCAUGGAGCUUCUUGUUGCAGGAAGCAUCAUCUCUUUAGAUCUUAGUGUUGCGCAGGUAUAUGAGCAGGUUUGGCGGAAGGCGCAUUCGCAGGUGGCGAAUUCGGCAAUAGGAACGAGCCUGUUAAUGUCUGCUUCUGGAGUCUCCGGAAGAGAGUGUCCACCAAUGACCGUGACAUAUCGACUCCAGGGACUGGACGGUGAGGCAACAGAACCAAUGAUCAAGGAGCUAGAUGAUGAUAGAGAGGAAAGUCAGGAUCCAGAAAUCGAGUUUGCAAUUACUGGAGUCAUGAAAGAUAGCGGUGGGCUGAAGGAGCUACUGAGUAUGGUUGAGCAUUUUACGGACGAAGAACUGAAGUCUGGUCAGGAACAAGUUGCGUUGGUUUUGAAGCUACUCAUGUUUUGCUGCAAGAUUCGGGGUAACCGGCAGGCUCUUCUUCAGCUUGGUGCCUUGGAUGUUCUCCUGGAGACGGCCAACAAAUCCUUCUCUUCAGCCGAAUCUGUGGAGCGACUGCUACUCAUCGUGGAGUGUCUGGUCACCGAGGCCAACGAAAGUGACGUUGGAGUGACCGAAGGCGCUCUGAGCACAACAAGAGCCGGCAUUGCCAGAGGGGAACAAGCUGCCAAGGGUGUUCUAAUGUUCCUGGAGCGGCUCUCCAAUCCCAGCAGCUACAAGCAGUCUAAGCAGCACAAGAACAGUGACACAGCCGCAAGAAUACUACCGUAUCUAACUUAUGGAGAGGAAGCGGCAAUGGAAGUAUUGGUGGAUCACUUCCUGCCUUACUUACUGGACUGGGGAGCUUUUGAUAAGCUGCAAAAGGAGCACGGUGAGAAUCCGAAGGACGCUUCACUGGGUCAGAAAGCAGCCUUUCAUCAGUUCGCUGUUGAGAAUUUUGUGAAGGUAACGGAGUCGAUCAAGCAAAACGACAGUGGCGAGCUACUUAAAAAUCUCAUACUUGAGAAGAAGAUACUGACUGUUGCCAUACGGUAUCUGAAAGACGCAUUUCCUUUUACUGAAAAGAAAACAGAUCUUCGGUCGUCACCCGAGUGGACACGAUCUUUGGAGCUUCCAUCGGUUCCGAUUAUCCUGUCCAUGAUGAGAGGAUUAUCUAUCGGUCACUGCAAGACUCAAGAAUGUCUUGACGAGGAAGAAGUUCUUCCUUUGCUCCACGCACUGGAGGGCAUGCCAGGAGAAAACGAGAUUGGAGCAAGAGCAGAAAAUUUGCUGGACACGCUAUCCGAUAAAGAGACUUGCGGUGAAGGAUUCCUUGCCGAGACGAUCCUGAAUUUAAGGGAGACAACACGGGACGAGAUGAGACGACGUGCUUUGCAACGAAGGGAAGAGUUACUACAGGGGCUGGGAAUGCGCCGAGAGCUGAGGUCUGAUGGAGGUGAGCGCAUUGUCAUAUCAAAGCCUCGAAUCGAAGGCCUUGAAGACGUAGAAGAGGAAGAAGCGGGACUGGCAUGCAUGGUUUGUCGGGAAGGCUACAAACUGCGGCCAACAGAUAUGCUGGGAGCUUACUCGUACAGCAAGCGUGUAAACAUCGGUUCUGCGACUGUCCACGGUCGUCCAGAGUGGGUCUACACGACGGUCAGUCAUUUCAACGUCAUUCACGUCCAGUGCCACCAAGAGGCAAAGCGAGCCGACGCCUCCCUCAAGAAUCCCAAAAAGGAGUGGGAAGGCGCAGCUAUACGCAACAACGAGACCCUGUGCAACGAUCUCUUUCCUCUGCGUGGCCCAGCAGUCGCGCUUGCGCAGUACUCCCGGUGCGUUGAUACUUUCUGGGACAACUUAAACGCCCUCGGACGUGCGGAUGGUAGCCGGCUGCGCUUGCUCACUUACGAUAUCGUCCUGAUGCUGGGCCGCUUUGCAACGGGGGCCUCGUUCAGCGUCGAUAGUAAAGGUGGUGGCAAGGAAAGCAACUCGAGGCUCUUACCUUUCAUGGUACAAAUGGCCCGACAUCUCUUGGACCAGCAGGGGCCGAGCCAACGCCGUGUUCUCGCAAAAUCCUUACAGACGUUCCUCCAGGCAUCGCCUCCCGAGACUGACGCCACCACUACUCCUCUUUCGAGAACCAUCUCCAGCCCCGGCACGCCGGCCAGAUCGGACGAGACAGUGCAGUAUAUGAUGGUCCAGUCGCUGCUGCUACAAUCCCACGACGAGUGGCAACAGCACAGGAAAACGUUUCUCCAACGAGGUGCUGUCCAUGCCUACAUGCUACACAAACAGGGAAGAGUGCUGCUCCAGCCGGCUUCUCCUCUUCCUGCCUCGACAUCGCCAUCUCCAGCGGCCAGGAACCCGAUAGAGUUUGCUCUGAGCUUCAGCCCGGCAGCGGAUAUCAAGAGAACAGCGAGCUCGGGAGGACUCCAAGCUACAUCAACUCCAUCGCUCAGCAGCGAGCAGCUGUUUAGCAUCCUCCAGCCGAUGCUGGUGUUUAUCGGGAUCAUCGAUCAGCUCCAGAGAUUUUUCAAGAGCCGGAGUGGUAGCGUCGUCGCCAACAGGAGUAGCAGCGGGAGUAGCAGUAGCAGCAGCGCCGGUGGAACUACCGACGAUGGAACUGAGGCGUGGGAGGCCACGAUGAAGGAGAAGCUCCGGGACGUGAGCGCCAUGCUCGCCUUCUCCAAGGAUUUGCUCGAGUGGCUGGAGGAUAUGCAGAGCUCGGCGGAUCUGCAAGAGGCUCUGGACGUGAUGGGGGCUCUGGGAGAUGCUUUCUCGGCUGGUUUCUCGUCCUGCGACGAGUUUUUCAGGGACGCUCUCGGCUUGGCAUCGCUUUGAAAAUGAUCUUCCUAUAUUCCCAGGGACCAUGAAGAAAAAAGAAAAAUCUCCAUCGGUACGUAGCUCAGAAAGUUUCCGGUAGCAUUAUAUGAUGCAUUUCUUUUUUGUAGUGUAUCUGAGAGGGGAUUGUAUAUAAAAGAGCUAUACGCUGUUCAGUUAAAUAAGGAAGUACGUAAUUAACUUGUC
Messenger RNA from Selaginella moellendorffii, 15341 nucleotides. Its product is annotated as auxin transport protein BIG. The transcript is spliced from 16 exons. Gene Ontology annotation, molecular function: zinc ion binding. Gene Ontology annotation, cellular component: cytosol; plasmodesma. Bases 150 to 15155 code for a protein of 5001 amino acids. NCBI's taxonomy places the organism in Eukaryota, Viridiplantae, Streptophyta, Lycopodiopsida, Selaginellales, Selaginellaceae. Gene Ontology annotation, biological process: auxin polar transport. The record is from RefSeq and is a predicted model, not a curated record.